Molecule: messenger RNA, 1003 nt
Organism: Manihot esculenta (cassava)
Lineage: Eukaryota; Viridiplantae; Streptophyta; Magnoliopsida; Malpighiales; Euphorbiaceae
Product: auxin-induced protein AUX22
Exons: 3
Coding region: 200-784 (194 amino acids)
Biological process (GO): regulation of DNA-templated transcription
Cellular component (GO): nucleus
Molecular function (GO): protein binding
Source: RefSeq, a predicted model, not a curated record
GUCAUUGCUCCCACUUUGUCUUCUCUCUUCUCUCUUCUUGCGUUUUAUAUAUAAAGCCUUGCCGUUAAUGUCACCAAAAAUUAUUUAGAGACCUACCAAACACUAUAUAACAACCACACAGCCAUAGGAAAUUAGCUAUCACUUGUCAUAAAAAACGACUUCUUGAGAAACGUUUUCAACUGUAAUCCCAUCUCCCAAAAUGGCAACAGUCGACCUUGGACUUGAAAUCGUCACUGAGCUUAGGUUGGGGCUACCAGGUGGUGAAGGUCUUAGCAGUAAUAAGAAUGAGAAGAAAAGGGUUUUCUCUGAGGUGUCCGGUGACGCGAAUAGCGCCAGCAAUGACCGGAAAAUCCCAAUGAAGAGCCUAGUUGUAGGGUGGCCACCGGUUUGUUCUUAUCGGAGGAAGAAUAGUUUCAAUGAGAAAGAAGGGCUUGAAACUUCGAAAAUGUACGUGAAAGUUAGCAUGGAUGGAGCUCCUUUUCUUCGUAAGAUUGAUUUGGGCAUGCACAAGGAGUAUUCAGAUCUUGUCGUUGCAUUGGAGAAGCUAUUUGGCUGUUUUGGCAUCGGGAAAGCGUUGCAGGAUGCAGACAGCAGCGAGUACGUCCCCAUAUAUGAGGACAAGGAUGGAGACUGGAUGCUAGUGGGAGACGUCCCCUGGGAGAUGUUUAUCGAAUCAUGCAAGAGACUAAGAAUCAUGAAGAGAUCAGAGGCCAAAGGCUUUGGCCUGCAGCAAAAAAUUGGCAUUAAGGGAACCAUCUUCUCAAAAGAUCACGAUCGUAAUUGAAUAAUUAUUUUUUUAAAAAAAUGAAGCAGCUAUCAGCUAUGAACAAGUGAAGAAUUUGACUGAAUUUCAUCGUUUGUAGACAUUUAAUUUCUGUUUAAUUAUAAUUAUAGUGUUGCUUAUUUUUAUUUUCAUAUUCGGCUGAUGAUUCUUAAUUCAUCUACACAAGACUAUUUUUUUUUUUUAUGUUUUAAUUUGGAUAGAGACCUAUUUUUAUUGUUU